UGCGCUGGCGCAGAAGGAGGACUUGGCAGAGAGCCGAGGCGGGCGCCCUAUCGCUCUCCAGCAGCUUGGGUCUUAAGGCAGCUGGAUGAUCGUUUUUCGCUCUUGAGACCGGACAGUGUGGUUUUGGAUCUGGGCUGCUUCCCGGGCGGAUGGUCUGAGGUGGCCAUUGAAAGGAGCGAAGCUUCCAGCAGCAGCAGCCGCGUGAUCGGCGUGGAUGCCACUCGCAUGGAUGGUUUGGAGUAUCACACCUUCCUCCAAGGCGACGUGGCCCACGAGGAGACCUUGCGGCAGAUUCUGAAGACGCUGGGCGAUCGCCGAGCGGACCUGGUCUUGUCGGACCUGGCGCCCGCGUUGGUGGGCCUCAAGAGCGAGGAUCAUUUGAACUCGAUGCAGUGUUGCCUCCAGGCGGCGAGGAUCAUGGAGAGGACCUUAAAACUGGGAGGCCUCUUCGUGCUGAAAUUCCAGUCUGGUCCGGAGAUGACUCACUUGCGCGCGUAUUUGGACUCGCGCUUCGACACCGUACGCUCCAUCCGACCGGGAGCGAUCCGGUGCCGUGGGCAGAAGCGCCUGGGGCGGUUUUACGGUGUCACCAUGGCUGUUCGAAGACCGGAUGGCCAUGAGUCGUCCGGAUGGCCUGGGUUACAGGUGGCUGAGUCGUGCACUUUCAGUGUUUCACCCAAAUCAAGGCCACUUUGAAGACAGGUGGUGAAGUAAUCAAGUCCACUCUUGAGGUGGUGAAGUUACAGGUGGUGAGUGUCAUCAACGAUGAAGACUUGGUCCUUGGGAGGUCGGACAUAGUAGGACGACGCAAAAAAACGCCAAUGUCCUAAACGAGGUGAACCAUAUGCCUGUGGGUCAUGGCACCCCUUAAUCCCUGGUAGGUUGACCUCCCGA
Molecule: messenger RNA, 894 nt
Organism: Durusdinium trenchii
Lineage: Eukaryota; Dinophyceae; Suessiales; Symbiodiniaceae
Source: the annotation of a GenBank genome assembly